Pundamilia nyererei is the source of this 3779-nucleotide messenger RNA. RefSeq names its product RNA polymerase II subunit B (gene polr2b). Lineage: Eukaryota; Metazoa; Chordata; Actinopteri; Cichliformes; Cichlidae. The transcript is spliced from 25 exons. Gene Ontology annotation, molecular function: DNA binding; DNA-directed RNA polymerase activity; ribonucleoside binding. Bases 123 to 3647 code for a protein of 1174 amino acids. Gene Ontology annotation, biological process: DNA-templated transcription. The record is from RefSeq and is a predicted model, not a curated record.
UUACUAACAAAGAAGAACAAAGCAGAAGUGACCUACGUUUCCGGGGCGCGCGGUGAUCGCAACGUUUUGUGGUUGUUGUUUUUAUUUUUGUUGUUGUGGUUUUAAGUUUUCAGGAGAUAAACAUGUAUGACCAGGAUGAAGAUAAUCAGUAUGAUGAAGAUGAUGAUGAGAUCACUCCUGACCUGUGGCAGGAAGCGUGCUGGAUCGUCAUCAGCUCUUAUUUUGACGAGAAAGGGCUGGUGCGGCAGCAACUAGAUUCCUUUGAUGAGUUCAUUCAGAUGUCUGUUCAGAGGAUCGUGGAGGAUGCUCCGCCCAUCGACCUGCAGGCUGAAGCUCAGCACACCUCAGGGGAGGUGGAGGAGCCGCCUCGGUAUCUCCUGAAGUUUGAGCAGAUCUACCUGUCUAAGCCCACCCACUGGGAGAGAGAUGGAGCACCAUCUCCCAUGAUGCCCAACGAGGCACGGCUGAGGAACCUGACGUACUCUGCGCCACUGUAUGUGGACAUCACAAAGACAAUCAUCAAGGAGGGAGAGGAUCAGCUGCAGACGCAGCACCAGAAGACCUUCAUUGGGAAAAUUCCCAUCAUGCUUCGCUCCACGUACUGCCUGCUAAGUGGCCUGACUGACCGAGACCUGUGCGAACUCAACGAGUGCCCAUUGGACCCUGGAGGUUACUUCAUCAUCAAUGGGUCAGAAAAGGUGCUGAUCGCUCAGGAAAAGAUGGCCACCAACACGGUGUACGUGUUUGCCAAGAAGGACUCGAAGUAUGCGUACACCGCAGAGUGCCGAUCCUGCCUGGAGAAUUCAUCCCGCCCAACCAGCACGAUCUGGGUCAGCAUGAUGGCUCGAGGAGGGCAGGGAGUGAAGAAGAGCGCCAUAGGUCAGAGGAUCGUCUCCACGCUUCCCUACAUCCGACAGGAAGUUCCCAUCAUCAUCGUGUUCCGGGCACUGGGCUUCGUAUCGGACAGAGACAUCCUGGAACAUAUCAUUUAUGACUUUGAUGACCCUGAGAUGAUGGAGAUGGUGAAGCCCUCUCUGGACGAAGCUUUUGUGAUCCAGGAGCAGAACGUGGCGUUGAACUUCAUUGGCUCACGAGGCGCAAAACCCGGUGUGACGAAGGAGCGACGGAUUAAAUACGCAAAGGAAGUCCUGCAAAAGGAGAUGCUGCCACAUGUCGGCGUAAGCGAUUUCUGCGAGACCAAGAAGGCCUACUUCUUAGGGUACAUGGUGCACAGGUUGCUGCUCGCCGCUCUCGGCAGGCGGGAACUGGAUGACAGAGAUCACUAUGGCAACAAGAGGCUGGACCUCGCCGGGCCAUUACUGGCCUUCCUGUUCCGAGGCAUGUUUAAAAACCUGCUGAAGGAAAUCAGGAUCUAUGCUCAGAAGUUCAUCGACCGCGGGAAGGAUUUCAACCUAGAGCUCGCCAUUAAGACGCGUAUCAUCUCUGACGGGCUCAAGUACUCUCUUGCCACAGGUAACUGGGGUGACGUGAAGAAGGCUCACCAGGCCCGAGCCGGCGUGUCACAGGUGUUGAACCGUCUCACCUUCGCAUCCACACUGUCUCACCUGCGCCGGGUCAACUCUCCUAUCGGUCGAGAUGGAAAACUGGCGAAACCUCGACAGCUGCACAACACGCUGUGGGGGAUGGUGUGUCCGGCCGAGACGCCCGAGGGUCACGCUGUGGGGCUGGUGAAGAACUUGGCCCUGAUGGCCUACAUCUCUGUGGGCUCGCAGCCAUCGCCCAUCCUGGAGUUUCUGGAGGAGUGGAGCAUGGAGAACCUGGAGGAGAUCUCACCUGCGGCCAUUGCAGAUGCCACUAAAAUCUUUGUGAAUGGCUGCUGGGUGGGAAUCCACAAAGAUCCAGAACAGCUGAUGAAUACACUGAGGAAACUCCGCAGACAGAUGGAUAUCAUCGUCUCUGAGGUGUCGAUGAUCAGAGACAUUAGAGAGCGUGAGAUCAGAAUUUACACGGACGCUGGACGAAUCUGCCGACCGCUGCUGAUUGUCGAGAAACAGAAACUGCUGCUGAAGAGACGCCACAUCGACCAGCUGAAGGAGCGCGAGUAUAACAACUACAGCUGGCAGGACUUAGUGGCCAGUGGUGUGGUGGAGUACAUAGACACCCUAGAAGAGGAGACCGUCAUGCUCGCUAUGACCCCAGAUGACCUCCAGGAGAAAGGCGUGGCCUAUUGUUCCACCUACACCCACUGUGAGAUCCAUCCAUCUAUGAUCCUUGGAGUGUGUGCGUCCAUCAUCCCAUUCCCUGAUCACAACCAGUCUCCCAGGAACACAUAUCAGUCCGCCAUGGGGAAGCAGGCCAUGGGUGUUUACAUCACCAACUUCCAUGUUCGAAUGGACACGCUCGCUCACGUGCUGUACUACCCUCAGAAACCACUCGUCACCACCCGCUCCAUGGAGUACCUGCGCUUCAGGGAGCUCCCCGCAGGUAUUAACUCGAUUGUGGCGAUCGCCUCAUACACUGGCUACAACCAGGAAGACUCUGUGAUCAUGAACAGGUCAGCCGUGGAUCGAGGCUUCUUCAGGUCUGUGUUCUAUCGGUCAUACAAAGAGCAGGAGUCUAAGAAAGGCUUUGAUCAGGAGGAGAUCUUUGAGAAGCCGACGCGUGAAACCUGUCAAGGGAUGCGACAUGCCAUCUAUGACAAACUGGAUGACGAUGGACUCAUUGCACCUGGCGUCCGUGUUUCUGGCGAGGACGUGAUCAUUGGGAAGACGGUGACACUGCCAGAGAAUGACGACGAGCUGGAUAGCACGAACCGCCGCUACACGAAGAGAGACUGCAGCACGUUUCUGAGGACCAGUGAGACGGGCAUCGUGGACCAGGUCAUGGUGACCCUGAAUCAGGAGGGCUACAAGUUCUGCAAAAUCAGGGUACGCUCUGUCCGAAUUCCUCAGAUCGGCGACAAAUUUGCCAGCCGACACGGACAGAAGGGAACCUGUGGGAUCCAGUACAGACAGGAGGACAUGCCAUUCACCUGUGAGGGGAUCACUCCUGACAUCAUCAUCAACCCUCACGCAAUUCCGUCCAGAAUGACAGUCGGCCAUUUGAUUGAGUGUCUGCAGGGGAAGGUGUCUGCCAACAAAGGUGAGAUCGGUGACGCCACGCCAUUUAACGAUGCCGUCAACGUGCAGAAGGUGUCAAACUUGCUGUCUGAAUAUGGAUACCAUCUCAGAGGGAAUGAGGUUCUGUAUAACGGCUUCACUGGGAGGAAGCUGACGUCUCAGAUCUUCAUCGGCCCAACUUAUUACCAGCGCCUGAAGCACAUGGUGGACGAUAAGAUCCACUCGAGAGCCCGCGGCCCGGUCCAGAUUCUCAACCGACAACCCAUGGAGGGGCGCUCACGUGAUGGUGGUUUGCGGUUUGGCGAGAUGGAGCGUGACUGUCAGAUUGCUCACGGAGCAGCUCAGUUCCUGAGGGAGCGUCUGUUCGAGGCAUCUGAUCCCUACCAGGUGCACGUUUGUAACCUGUGCGGACUGAUGGCCAUCGCCAACACACGGACACACACGUACGAAUGUCGUGGUUGCCGCAACAAAACCCAGAUCUCUCUGGUGCGGAUGCCAUACGCCUGUAAGCUUCUGUUCCAGGAGUUGAUGUCAAUGAGCAUUGCUCCUCGUAUGAUGACAUCAUAAAGUAAUCAACCGGAUGCAGGGAACAUUGUGACGUCACAAGAAAGUGAAAGUCGAAGUUUAGUUGUUGUUUUUUUUUAGUUUUUUUUGUCUUGCUUUUUGUAAAAGUCAAUAAAUCAGUUCCUGAUCAUGUGA